This is a messenger RNA of Chanos chanos (milkfish), 1080 nucleotides long. It is a transcript of the gene ric3b, whose product is annotated as RIC3 acetylcholine receptor chaperone b. The transcript is spliced from 6 exons. Gene Ontology annotation, cellular component: neuronal cell body; intracellular membrane-bounded organelle; neuron projection. Bases 1 to 1080 code for a protein of 359 amino acids. Lineage: Eukaryota; Metazoa; Chordata; Actinopteri; Gonorynchiformes; Chanidae. The record is from RefSeq and is a predicted model, not a curated record. Gene Ontology annotation, biological process: protein localization to cell surface; synaptic transmission, cholinergic.
AUGUCAAUGUCUACUUUUCAAAAGAUUACUCUCGUAUCUUGUCUCGUGCUGUGUGUCGCUCUACUUCUUCCCAAAAUGCUUUUGUCCCGAGGAAAAAGAGACGUUGCGCAGCCAGAUGGGACACCUGGACAUUAUCCUCCAAUGGUCCAUAGACAGCCAGCUGGAGAAAACAGGCGAGGUGCUGGUAAGCAUUUUUCCAGGGCUCAUAACCCCGAAGCUAUUGCCAGAGCAAAAAGUGGAGGUACAGGAGCCGUGGCUGGUGGAAAGUCUAACCUUGCAGGGCAGAUCAUUCCAGUUUAUGGGUUUGGGAUCCUCCUCUACAUUCUGUACAUUCUUUUCAAGAUUACAUCCAAGGGGAAAAGUGCCAAACCCUCUGAGAGUCGUCUCUCCGCUUUGAGAUCAGAGAACAUGAAGAGAAAAAUCACGGAUUUUGAGCUUGCCCAGCUUCAGGAGAAGCUGAAGGAAACUGAAGAAGUAAUGGAGAGGAUUGUGUCCAAAUCCAACUACAGCCCUGAAAGGAUCAGAGGUGUGAGUGCAGACCAGGAGGAGAAGCUGUUGCUCCAGUUAAGGGAGAUAACAUGUAUGAUGAAGGAGGGCCGGUUGGUGGAGGAGAUCUCUCCAGAGACAGCUGAGGACUCUGCCUUUGCCCACGAUUGGGAAGACUACCCAGAGGAGCCACACCAGGAGUGGGAUCACCGCUGCUGUAGGCAUGGUCAUUUCCACCAGCCCAGUGAAGAGACAGAGACUGUGGAUGGGGGUGUUGAGCUGGAGGAUGGAGGAGAGUUGUCGUAUGAAACUGGAGGGGACGCAGGAGUGCCUGAUGAUGUAGGUCCUGGCAUUGAUGUUGAGGAUAAAGUGUCAGAUGAUGCUGUCAGUGGAGCUGAUCAAGUGGACUUUGAAGGUAAGAGGGAGGGUAGAUUAGAGGAUGAGGCUGUCUAUGAAGAGCAAGCACAAGGGUUCAAACACCAGGAUUUCCCUGAAGAUAUGCAAGAGGACAAGUACAACCUCAACUGGACAGAUUCAUGCUCUAGUGUGCUGAGACGGAGGAACAAGAAUGAAUCCGAGAUGACAAUGAAUUAA